AGGCAUCACUUCUCACAGGCUCCUGCAGUGGUGAGGAUGGCACUCCGUUGGGGCAUCCUGUCAGCUGGCCUCAUAGCCAACGACUUCACCACCACACUGAACUCACUGCCUCCCUUUGAGCACCAGGUGGUGGCUGUGGCUGCCCGGGACCUGAGCCGGGCAAAGGAAUUUGCACAGAAAUACAACAUCCCCAAGGCAUACGGCUCCUACGAGGAGUUGGCCAAGGACCCAAAUGUGGAGGUGGUCUACAUCGCCAAUCAGCACCCCCAGCACAAGGCCUCCGUGCUCCUCUGCCUUGCAGCAGGCAAGGCUGUCCUCUGCGAGAAACCCAUGGGUGUGAAUUUGGCAGAAGUGCGGGAGAUGAUUGCAGAGGCCCAAUCACGGGGCCUCUUCCUUAUGGAGGCCAUCUGGAGCCGGUGUUUUCCUGCCAUGGAAGCUCUUCGGGGAAUUCUGGCCCAGAAAACUGUGGGGGACCUACGUGUGGCCCGAAUAGAAUUAGGUUUUAAUUUGAGCCAAUUAUCCAGGGCCACAGACUGGGCUCAGGCUGGUGGCAGCCUGCUGGACCUAGGCAUCUACUGCAUCCAGUUCAUUUCCAUGGUCUUUGGUGGGCAGAAGCCAGAGAAGAUUUCAGCUGUGGGAAGGGUUCAUGAAACAGGUGUGGAUGACACUGUCAGUGUGCUACUGGAGUACCCAGGAGGUGUCCACGGCAGCUUUACCUGCAGCAUAACCUGCAACCUCUCCAACACGGCCUACGUGACUGGCACCAAGGGCAUGGCCCAGAUUUCCAAGUCCUGGUGCCCAACAGAGCUGGUGGUGAACGCCGAGCGUAAAGAGUUCCCACUUCCUAUCCUUGGGAAGAAGUACAAUUUUCUUAACGGGGAAGGCUUCAGUUACGAAGCCAACCACGUCCGCGAGUGCCUGCGUAAGGGCCUGAAGGAAAGUCCUCUGGUUCCUCUGGCAGAGAGUGAGCUCUUGGCUGAAAUCCUUGAGGAGGCAAGGAAGGCCAUUGGAGUCAGCUUCCCUCAGGACAAAUGCUGAUGGCUCUUCUCCAGUAGACAUGGCCAUGGACCCAUCUUUCCCUGCCCAGCCCUUAUUAGCUUGGCCCUUACUGCUUUGGGAGUAAUUUUUACAAAACAGCCUUUUUCAUGUUGGAGAUCACUCCCUUUCUGGAUCCUGACAAGCCACCCUGUUUCUGUCCACCCGCUUUAUCAAUGCCUGUCCUCAGAUUUGCCUGUGUUUGAGGGUGCUCCUUUGGGAAAUGUCACAAGCCCAAAGUGGCCUGGGAGGAACCGGGAGGAAUGAUGACUAACAUCUCCAGGGCCACUGGUGUCAGGCCAGCUCUACCUUUCUCCAUCCUCCCCCUGGUUUCCUUGUUCGGGACUCUGAGUAAGGGUGGGUUUGCUUGCUGGAGUCAGGAGUCUGUUGUGACUGGCCACAGGCCACAGGGAAGUAUGUAGGUGGCAGGUCCCUGACAGGUCUCUGCUGCCCUCUUUAUCUCUAGUGUCUUUAUAGAAAGACACUAGCUAGUAUUGCAUCCCCUCUGGCAAUGGUUCAGUGCAGUGCUGUCUUUCCUUUAACAAAAUACAAAACUUCUUGCUUCAGAGACAACUAAGAGCACCGGCUGCUCUUGCAGAAGACCUGAGUUCAGUUCCCAGCACCCAGUAGGGGCUCACAACCUCCUGUAACUCCAGCUGCAGGGCAUCUGACUCCCUCUUCUGGCAUGUACAUUCUCACACAGACACACACAUGAUGAAUUUUCCAACAUUAUGAUGGUAAAUAUUCAAUAUGUAUUGCUGAAAACUGUA
Molecule: messenger RNA, 1805 nt
Organism: Nannospalax galili (Upper Galilee mountains blind mole rat)
Lineage: Eukaryota; Metazoa; Chordata; Mammalia; Rodentia; Spalacidae
Gene: Dhdh
Product: dihydrodiol dehydrogenase
Exons: 7
Coding region: 37-1038 (333 amino acids)
Biological process (GO): D-xylose catabolic process
Molecular function (GO): D-xylose 1-dehydrogenase (NADP+) activity; nucleotide binding
Source: RefSeq, a predicted model, not a curated record